UGCAAAAUGUUCCCCAGGCCAGUUUGUAUUGAUGAUUUUGAAAAAUAUGCGAAAAACGUUCUUCAAAAGUCUAUCUAUGAUUACUAUCGAUCUGGUGCUAAUAACCAAGAAACUUUAGCUGAUAAUAUUGCAGCAUUUUCAAGAUUGAAACUAUAUCCCCGGAUACUCCGGAAUGUUGCUGAAGUAGACCUGACCACCUCUGUUUUGGGACAAAGGAUCAAUAUGCCUAUAUGUGUUGCAUCUACAGCCAUGCAAUGCAUGGCCCAUGUGGAUGGGGAGAUUGCUACUGUGAGAGCAUGCCAUUCUGUGGGAACGGGUAUGAUGCUAAGCACCUGGGCUACCUCGUCCAUUGAAGAAGUUGCUCAGGCUGCCCCUGAUGGAACUCGUUGGAUGCAGCUCUACAUCUACAAAGACCGGGAAAUCACCAAACAAAUUGUGAAGAGGGCUGAGAGGAAUGGCUACAAGGGCAUAUUUCUGACUGUAGACACCCCUUACCUGGGAAAUCGCUUUGAUGAUGUACGCAACAGGUUCCAAUUACCCACACAUCUCAGGAUGAAAAAUUUUCAAACCAACGAUUUGGCCUUUUCUUCUGAGAAGGGUUAUGGAAACAACAGUGGCCUUGCAGAGUAUACAGCUAAAGCAAUUGAUUCAUCACUUAACUGGAAGGAUAUUACCUGGCUGAAAAAAAUGACAACCCUCCCAAUUGUUGCCAAAGGCAUCCUCCGAGCUGAUGAUGCCAGGGAAGCUGUGGAAUAUGGCGUUGAUGGGAUAUUGGUGUCCAAUCAUGGUGCUCGCCAACUGGAUGGCGUGCCUGCUACUAUUGAUGUCCUGCCUGAAAUUGUCAAGGCUGUGGAGGGAAAGGUGGAGGUAUUUUUGGAUGGAGGUGUACGUAAAGGAACGGAUGUGCUGAAAGCCCUUGCUCUUGGGGCCAAGGCAGUAUUUGUAGGGAGACCUGUCAUCUGGGGAUUGGCUUAUCAGGGAGAGAAAGGAGUGAAGGAGGUUCUGGAAAUGCUGAAAGAAGAAUUCCGGUUGGCCAUGGCUCUUACGGGGUGCCGGAAUGUAAAAGACAUUGACAAGACAUUGGUGAGGACAAGUCCGUUGGUUGUUUCCAAGAUCUGACAGUGCACACUAUUUUCUCAUCUGUAUUCUUUCUUUCAGCAUGUGGUUCUUGACAAAGAGACACUGUGCAGAGGGUGACCGUACUGUGUAAUUUUGAGCCACCAUACAAAGAGCGUCGUUCUUCCCCAACAAAAUAGAACCCCCUUUUAGUUCAUUGCUAUUGACUUUUCAAUGGGUGUCCCAAGAUCAUUUAAAAAUGCACUUGCAUCCUAGGAAUAUAUUAACUGUUAAAAAAGAAAACAUCGAAAAUGAGUUUAAACAACUCAAAUUCUCUGGAAAGGUAAAAGAUGUAAUUUGGCAAAAUUUGGAGCAUCCACUACUGACAAACAAAUAACUGAACAGAGGUGUUCACUCAAGCAAAUUGGUGGAGGUAGACUACAAAUUGUGUCUUAAGUCUGAGAUCAUGAACUUAAGGAUAGAUUGGAGGCAGGGCUGUGAAAUUGAUUGGAUGAAUAAAAAGCAGUCUGCAUUAUUUAGGAGUGUGUCACUUAAUGGCAUAUGAUGAGGAGUUUGCUUGUUUUACAACUGAAACCCUCUCUUGUCCAUGGUCUACUCUCCCUUUUUCUCUUCUGGGUACUAAAGAUCUAUAUUACCUUAAUUCUUUUGAUCUUUCCUGAUGACUUUGCUACCUUUGUUGUUUUCUUAUUUUCCAAAUUAUCUGUUACUAUUACAGCCUUGGAGGAUUGACCCCAAAUCUCCAGGCUACAAGGGACAUUAGAAGCUAUCCAGUACAUGUUGUCCAAGGAAAGGAAUAUCUUCUACAAUAUUUUUGAAAAGCUGUCAUCCAGGUUCAGUUUUUAAAAGGAAAAUGCGCACUACCUGUCAAAAUUAUGAGAGGUUGGAUUUUUUUUUUUCUCCUGAGAAAAGUCACUUACUCCAGUCCCCCAAGGGUUAUAGAAGAACCCUUUGAAGUAUAGCAAAAUGAAAAUAUUGGAGGAUUAAUUACUGCCUGAAAAUAGUACAAAUGUUGUAGAUCUUUCGUCCACUUUUCAAACUGGGAUGACACCAUUCAUUAAUCUAACCUUAUAAAAUUCACUAGCUCAGAGGCUUACUUUACCUGAUUUUUAAAAAAAUGUGACUAUACCUAGAGAAUUUUGUUUUCAAGUGUAUAGAGCAAAUACUGUAGUUGCUUGUACUAUAGGAUUUGAAUCAGAUUUUUUUCCUUUUUUUUGUAAGCUGGAAGGGACCUUACAGAGUAACCCUCUCAUUUUACAUAUGAGGAAACUGAGGUCUGGGAAGUCUAUGUGACUUACCGAGGUCACACAGAUAGGAAGCAGCAGAGCUCAGAUCAUAUCAAUUCAUCUUUUUAAAAAAUGAGUCAAUCAACAUCAAUAUAUUAAUAAAUCAAUUGUCCAAAAUAUCCUAUUAUAUACUAAGAACUAUGCUGGAUAUAAAAGUAUUCAAUGUGGUACAUACUAUGUCACAAAGUUUCAUUUUUUUUACUAAAUAAUACAUGUAAUUUUAGUACCUAAAACCUUUAGAGAUUAAUUACUUCAAUGCUCUUUGUGGAAAUAAUAAAAUAGAGAGACUAAUUGACUGGUCCAAGGUUUCCUAGCUUAUCAGUGACAAAGCUGUGACUAGAAACAAAAUCUCUUGACCACUACACCAGCACUUUACUACUACCUCCUUUUUCUAGACUAUAUUUAACUAAGAAAUAAGUGAUUUCCUGGGAACUUGUCCAGAAGGAUCAAAGAACCUCCUCAAAAUUAUAUAAAUGGAGAACUAAGAACAGAGCUCAUGAAAUGUGUUUCUCUUCUUUUGUUUAGUCCAAAGAACUGUACUUCCAUUUCCAUUUUAUGGAUUCAUGCUUCUAUUUCUUUUCUUUCUUUCUUUCUUUUUUGUGGGACAAUGGGGAUUAAGUGACUUGCCCAGGGUCACACCCCUAGUAAGUGUCAAGUGUCUGAGGCCGGAUUUGAACUUGGGUCCUCCUGAAUCCAAGGCCAGUGCUCUAUCCACUGCACCACCUAGCUGGCCUCCCCCCCAUGCUUCUAUUUCAAUGUGGAUUUUCACAGAAAUUUUCAGUGUGAGACUAUGUCUACAGGGUUGUGCUGGUAAAUGUUUAAGAAUUGGAUCUCUAGAAGGAAAAAAAAAGUGUGCACAGCAAACUUUCAAGUUUAAUCUUUGUUAUUAAUAUUUUCUCCAUCACUUUAUUGUGUGUAGAUAAUUAAACAAUAACUCAAGCUCUGGUUUUUAGCAUUUGCCAAUUUCCAAGGUAUAAACCUUCCUUAUUUCUUUUGUGUCUCUAACACCACUUAUGUGUACUCAUAUCUCUUAUGGAAACAUUAUGAAAAAUCAUGAGCAGAUUUGAAGAAUAUGGAGAAGUGAAAAUAAAACAUAAUGAUGUUUAUAUCUCUCACUGUCCCUUGCUAUAAGCAGUUCUUUCUUGGAGAAGCUGUUCAAUCUUUAAACAUAUUCUCUAUCUUUAUAAUAGAAAGAAAAUGUUUUGUCAAAGGAAAUGUUUUGAAAUCUAUAAAAUGAGUAUUGUGAUCUACAUAAAAUAAUGAGAAAAAUAGCUAAAGUCAAACUCAAGGGAGUACCUGUAUUCAUAGCUUCUUAGAGUUAUAAGGGAGUUUAGAGAUUGUCUUGAGCAAAGCUCUCUUUUUACACAUGAGGUAACAAACAUUCUCCUUUGUAAAAGAUCAUCUCUAAUCUCUUAUUUCUAGGCAAUGUUAGCAUUAGGGCUAGAACAUGUAUCCUAUUUCCCAAUUCGUAGUCUAGUGCUUUUUCCCAUUUUAUUUCCCAUCCAACCCAAACCAAUAGGUGUUUAUUAAUCACUUUCUAUGUGAAAAGUGUUAGGGAUACAAAGACAGAAAUAAAAAACCACCCUUGCCCACAUGGGGUUUAUAUUCUACAUACAUUCCCCUGUAUAGAAAUUCAGUUAACUCUAGGUAAAUCUUCUCUUUUCCCAUAUUAGAACAGAUAUGUCACAGCCUAUGGGCACUUUGUACUCCCAGUUCUGUGGCCAAAGACAGUCCUACUGUUUUUGUUUGACACCUUUUAGUGCCUAUCAAAGCCAUGCAUUAAUAUUUUGACUGUCUAGACUGUUAGGGAAUGGCUGUCCAGACUAGCAGGGGAAAGAGAUUGACCCUUCCUUGGAGUCUUAUAUAAACAGAACUCCCAGAGAGAAUAUGGGAAGGGGGCUAUGAAGUGGAAUCCUUCCUGCUCUUUUAUGCCUGGAGAACAUGAAUUCCCUGGCCUGUAUGGAAGAAUUGAGCUAAACAGUAUUGAUGUUUCCUCGCGUGCAAUUUUCAAACUGUAUCCAUGUCAGCACUGUGUUAUUCAUUCAUUUGUUUAUCUUGCCAAAACAUUGAAGUUUGUGAAAUAGCCUUGAGCACAGUGAUGGGAUAGUGUAACAUGAAAGGAAGUUGUGGCUUGAUCUCAAGCAGAGAGAAAAAGACUUUCCUCUUCAUUGUAAAAUUCUUUCUUUAUUUACUGCCUGGUGGACUGUGUUGCAUGACAGUUGCAUAGCAACAAAAUAAAGUUUGUCUGUUUAAGGAAACCUGAAUGUUUCUCAUAGCAUAAAGACAGCAAAUGCUUUCUGUUUACUCAACUUAUAUUUGCUACAAUGUGGACUGUGUCACAUGUCAAUUAUGGAACAACAACAGAAUGAUAGUUUAUUUUAGAUAAUAUAAAUGUUACUCAAAAGAUAGAGAAGGAUGAUAUCGUAUGUUUACAUGUUGGGGAUUAUUUCUAUGGUUUAAAAGAUGUGAUUUCCUGUCCUUAUCCCAAUCCUUCUUGAGCAAUAGGCACCUUCCUUCCUCUGUGCUCUGAGGGUCCAUAGUUGGGGAAAAAGAAAACAUUGUUGCUUAAUUAACUGUUAUUCUAAUAAAAUAACGAAUUUAUUCAUGAA
Molecule: messenger RNA, 4969 nt
Organism: Dromiciops gliroides (monito del monte)
Lineage: Eukaryota; Metazoa; Chordata; Mammalia; Microbiotheria; Microbiotheriidae
Gene: HAO1
Product: hydroxyacid oxidase 1
Exons: 8
Coding region: 7-1119 (370 amino acids)
Molecular function (GO): oxidoreductase activity; FMN binding
Source: RefSeq, a predicted model, not a curated record